GCUGCACACUUGAAUUCUGCAGUCAUAAGCAUUGCAGAAGAGAGAGAGAGAGCAAGAAGAAGGAUUGUGUCCCAACAAGAGAUUGAAAAGGAAAGUUUUUCAAGAUUAAAAGUAAUUUCUCACAAACAAAUAAAGGAAAACAUGGGGCAGAUUUUGAAUUUAUUCAGACAGAAAGGAUCAAAAGUGAGUCAGCGCAAUAAGGCUUCAUCUUCUGAUUCUGGGAAUGAAGAAAUACAGCAGAUCUUGGCAAGAGAGACAGAGAAGCUAAAUGGCAUCUUGGAAGAAGUUAACAUGAUGUCCAUUGAAAGACAGUCACUUAUCAAAGCAAACGAGGAGCUGAAGAAUGAUAACACGGCAUUGAAGCAGGAAAACACUGCACUGGGGCAACAAAACACCGUAUUGGAAGAGGAAAAAAGCAUCCUGGAGCAGAAGAACACAGCCCUGGAGAAGGAAAGAAAUACCCUACAUCAGGAAAACAUCACAUUAAAACAGGUAAAUACCAUCUUGGAGGAGGAAAACACCUUCUUCAAGCAGAAUAAUACGGUCCUGGAAAAAGAAAAGACUGCCAUGGAGCAGAAAUACACCACUCAAAUCAACACCAUGGAGCAGAGAAUUUCCACAUUAGAACAGGAAAACACCAAUCAGAGGGAGAGAAUUUCCACAUUAGACCAGGAAAACACAUCUCAGAGGGAGAGAUUAACUCAUGCAUUGCGGGUAAAUACCUACCUGGAGCAAAGACGAAGGCGUUUGGAAGGGCAAAACUUUUUUUUUGAGCUUGACAACAGACACCUGCAUCAGACCCUCAAUUUAAGAAGAAGGCGACAUGAGCAGGAAAAAACCUCCCUGAUGCUAAAUAUCACUGCUCUGGAGGUGAAAUGCACUGCCCUGGAGCAGAAAAACGCUGCCCUGGAGGAAGAAAAGACUGCUAUGGAGAAGGAGAAGAUCGCUCUGGAGGAAGAAAAGACUGCUAUGGAGAAGAGAAUAAACUACUUGGAGCAUAAAAACAAGACCUUGGAGCUGAUAAAUGCCACCAUGGAGCAAGUGAAGAGCUCUCUGGAGAAGGAGAACACCACCUUGGAGCAGGAAAACAAUAACAUGCAGCUUGAAUUGGAACAGCUGAGGGACAGAAUAGAACAGGUGUUUUCAGACCAGCCACAGAAUCGGCCGACUUUAUUCAGAAGAGUGAUCAGAGGCUUUUCCAAUAUGCUUCUGAAAAUGUACCAAACAGGCACUCUCAGGUACUGGAUUGAAAGAUGGUACUUCUAAACUAAGAAGUGUCAUGAGGGCUCCAAGCUUCAUGUUUGAUUAUCGGUGGUCUCCAUGCUGACUUCCAGGGCUUCGUAGCAAGUCCCGUUGGU
This is a messenger RNA of Xiphophorus maculatus (southern platyfish), 1358 nucleotides long. Its product is annotated as girdin-like. The transcript has a single exon. The record is from RefSeq and is a predicted model, not a curated record. Bases 142 to 1266 code for a protein of 374 amino acids. Lineage: Eukaryota; Metazoa; Chordata; Actinopteri; Cyprinodontiformes; Poeciliidae.